AUGUCAGACAUCUGUAAUGGUAUUACAUCUGUUAAUUAUAUUUCUGAAAAAGAAAUAGCAAAAGUAAUUAAAAUUUAUUUUAAAGAAAACGCGGUUUUGUUAGACUAUUCUAUAGAUUUUGCGAGUCAAAAUAUGCUAGGAUUUUUAUGUGACUAUUUAAGGUUGAACGUAAAUGUAUCUUUUGGUGCUAACGAGAAGCGAGUAUUAAAUUGUUUUAUCAAGUCUAUAUCUAAGAGUAAUAAAGCUAAAGCGGCAAUGGUUCAAGAGCUAAAACUGUUUGAAAAAGAAUUAAAGUUUUACACAAUCAUAACAGAAAUGCUUCGUAUACCAGGCAUAAAAGCAUGGAGUCCAAAACUAAUUGUGGCUUUAAAAGACGCUAUGGUUUUUGAAGACUUAAAUUCCCUGGGAUACAGAAUGCACUAUAAGCUCAAAACUUUUGACGAUGCUCAUAUUUUUCAAGCAUUAAAAACUUUGGCGAGAUUUCAUGCCUCUUCCAUUAUUUAUGAAGAACAAAAAUCAGUUGAAUUGAAUCGUCCCUACAGGAUUUGCGACGACUAUAAAGAUUAUUUUGACAAGGGUGGAUAUGAAAUAUCAGCCCCAUGGUUUAGUCAAUGUAUGAUAGGCGCGUUGGAAGUUGUAAAAAGCCAUUCAAAAUACGCUAAAACCAAAGAUAUACUUGAUAAGUGUGAGAAAAAAUGGCGGAACGUAUGGAAAGCAGCGCUGGAUUUGACAGACCCAUCGUCUAAAUACAGGAAUGUUAUCUGUCAUCGGGAUUUGUGGAAUAAUAACUUAAUGUUUCACUAUAAAGGAAAUGAACCUGAUGAUUGCUUAUUAGUGGACUUUCAAGCAGCCAAGUACCACCCACCUGCAGGGGAUGUUGUACUUCUGCUUUUCUGUAACUUAGAGGCUUUCUACCGAGAAGAGAAUUUUAAUAGAUGUUUAAAAUAUUACCAUUGUAAACUUCAGUACAUUCUCGAACAGAAUUGUAUUGAAAUAAAUGAUAUUAUUCCGUUGAAAACGCUUCAAGAAUCAGCAAAAGACUUCCGCCUUUGGGGGCUGGUAGCUACCGCAUGUCUUGUGCCACAAUUUUGGAUGAACGACGAUUUAACUACAGAGAUCUUUACCGAUUCCAACCAAUUUAAUAAAAUACUAUCGCAGGAUAAAACUACUUUUAUCAGGAAAAUGUGCGAUGAAAACGUCGAGUAUCGAAUGAAAGUUUUGAAUUUAUUUGAAGAAAUUGUUUGCAAAUAUAUCUUAAAUUAAAUUAUCAAAAAUAAUUCGACUGUGAACAUUAUUUGAGCGUCUAUGUAUACGUGACGUAGACAAUACGUUUAAAGCAGAUUUUUAAAUUAUUACCACGCAUCUGUGUUCAUUUAUUUAUUUAUACAAGGAUAAUACAUGUACGAUUUACCUGACGGAAAAUAUAUACAAAGUGGUUCUAGAUAAGGUCUAGUAUGUAAACAAAUAUUUUUAAGUAAAGUAUAUUUUAAGUAAACGUUUAAAAUUUUAGAGAUCCAGGCUUCAAGCGAAGUUGAAUAAACUUAUUGUCUUCUAGUUUCCGACCAUAUUUUUCAUGCCAAGGGUCCUUGUAUCUUUGUGAGUAAAUGUUGCAAAAGGGACGUAAUAGUAUAAUGUAGAUCAACUCGACGAAGCUAAGUAAACUCGCGCCAAGGAAUAAGCCACCUGUGCCACCUGUUGAAACUAAAACAAAAUGUUAUGUACUUAUCUAACAGCCGCUAGUUACAAUAACGUAGAGAGUAUACGUAACGUGACCAAACGUCCCGUUUUGAACGGGACUGUCCCUUUUUCCAAUUAUCUCCGAUAUGAACUCCGUUUUCAAAAACCGCGCGAAAAUGUGCGUAGAAUU
Messenger RNA from Pieris rapae (cabbage white), 1867 nucleotides. RefSeq lists its product as uncharacterized. The transcript is spliced from 2 exons. NCBI's taxonomy places the organism in Eukaryota, Metazoa, Arthropoda, Insecta, Lepidoptera, Pieridae. Bases 1 to 1263 code for a protein of 420 amino acids. The record is from RefSeq and is a predicted model, not a curated record.